AUGAGCGGCAGAAGCGGAGGACACGUGUCGUCGUUUCGUUCGCUAAAGCCCCUGGAUUUGAGGAGCGAGGAGUCGCGGAAAGCGGCGAUCCCGCUGGGGCCGGAGGGCGCGGUGAUGCACGGGCGGCUCGACAACGGCGUGACGUACUACGUGCGCCGCAACGCCAAGCCGCAGCACCGCGCAGCGCUGGCGCUGGCGAUCCGCGUGGGAUCUCUAGCUGAGGAGGAGGCAGAACGAGGAGUGGCGCACAUUCUGGAGCACCUAGCCUUCAGCGCAACGAGGCGCUACAGCAACCACGACAUCGUGCGCUUCCUCGAGAGCAUCGGCGCCGAGUUCGGCGCGUGCCAGAACGCGUACACGUCAGCAGACGAGACGGUGUUUGAGCUGCAGCUGCCCGUGGAUAAGCCCGAGCUGCUGCCGCACGCCAUCUCCAUCCUUGCUGACUUUGCCAGCGAGAUCCGAGUAUCGGAGGAGGAUGUGGAGAAGGAGAGGGGAGCGGUGCUGGAGGAGUGGCGGGAGAGGAGAAACGCCAUGGGGCGCAUGCAGGACGCACACUGGCAGCUGCUCAUGCACGGCAGCAAGUACGCGGAGCGCCUGCCCAUCGGGCUGGAAUCAGUGAUUCGCGGCGUGCCAGCAGCCGCUGUGAAGCGCUUCUACCACACGUGGUACCACCCCGCUAACAUGGCCGUGGUUGCUGUGGGGGACUUUCCUGACGCUCAGGCGGUGGUGGCGCUCAUAGCAGAGCACUUUGCCGCCAAGCUGCCGCUCUGCCCCUCGGCGCUCUCAGCAGUGCCCGAGGAGCCUUUUCAUCCGCACUCGCAACCGCGCUUCUCUGUCUUCGUCGAACGUGAGGCUGGCGGGUCAGCAGUGAUGGUGACAUGCAAGGCGCCAGUGCAAGCCAUGGUGACCCCCAUGGACUAUAGGCAGUAUCUGGUGGAGGAGCUAUUCCAGGCCGCCCUCUCGCACCGCCUCUUCCUGCUCUCCCGCCGCCCCAACCCGCCCUUUUACGCCGCUGCCGCCACGGUGGAGGCGCUCGUGAAGUCCACGCGCUCGUUCUCCCUCAGCGCCAGCUGCCAGGACAAGGGCACGCUCAAGGCACUGGAGGCUCUGUGGAUGGAGGUCGCGCGGGUGCAAGUGCACGGCAUAUCAGACAGGGAGCUGGCGAUGGCGCGCGUGCAGUGUCUGGCGGACGUGGAGUCGGCAUACGUGGAGAGGGAGCAGACGUACAGCGAGGCUCUCCGGGAGGAGUACCUGGCGCACUUCCUCAAGGACGAGCCCUCGCCCGGCAUUGAGUACGAAGCCAGACUCGCCAAGGCGCUGCUGCCAGGCAUCACAGCAGCGAGGGUGAAUGCGGUGGCAUCAGAGAUAUCUCCCUGCAACAGCUGCGUGGUCACGAUUGGGAGGCCAAGGUUCAGGCCGCCCUCUCUUUACUCCAACCCGCUUCCCUUUGGUCUCCCCCUCCCGCCCCCCUCACUCCCCAGGCAUCACAGCAGCAGAGGUGGCAGCGGUGGCGUCAGAAAUCUCCCCCAGCAGCAGCUGCGUGGUGAAGAUCGUGGAGGCCAAGGCGCAGGCCACCCUCUCUUUACUCCAACCCGCUUUCCUCUGGUCUCCCCCUCCCGCCCCCCUCACUCCCCAGGCAUCACAGCAGCAGAAGUGGCAGCGGUGGCGUCGGAAAUCUCACCCAGCAGCAGCUGCGUGGUGAAGAUCGUGGAGGCCAAGGCGCAGGCCACCGUGGAGGCGAUUCAAGGCGUCAUCGCCCGCGUGAUGCGCGCUAAAGACGCCACUGUGGCUGCCAUGCAGGCUGACGCGGCGAAGAGGGUAGCCCUGGAGGCUGAGGAGGCUGGGAGAGUUGCUCUGGAGGCUGCUGAUGCUGCUGCCAGGGAGAAGGAUGGGGAGGAGUCGGCAGGCGUGGUGGAGAGUGGUGGGGAGGAAGGGGAGAAGGAGGGAGGAGGUGAAGAGGGGAAGGGUGUAGGGAUAGGAGAGGGAGGAGGAGAGGAGAAUGGCGGUUUGGAGGGUGGGGAGGCGGUGGAGCUGAUAAAGCCGUGGACGCUGGACGACAUUCCCGAGAGCAUCGUGCAGACACCGCCUGUACCAGGGGAGGUGGAGGAGCAGAGGGAGUAUCCGGGUGUGGGAGUGACGGAGCUGCGGUUAUCCAACGGCAUGCGCGUGGCGGUCAAAUGCACCGACUUCCUUGACGACCAGAUCCUCAUAUCAGGCUAUGCGUACGGGGGUCUCUCGGAGGUGUCUGAAGCGGACUACUACACGGCGGCCAUGGCGCAGAGCAUCGCGGGGGAGGCGGGCAUAUUCGGCCACCCGCCAGCUGUCAUGGCGGAGCUGCUGGCCGGCAAGCGCGUGGAGGUGGGCGGCAAGCUGUCGUCCUACAUGCGCGUGUUCUCAGGGGAGUGCUCGCCGGACGACCUCGAGACGGCUCUGCAGCUGGUGUAUCAGCUGUUCACGUGCAGCGUACGGGCGGAGGCGAAGGACAUAGCGCUGAUCAAGCAGAUGACACGCGAGGCCGUGCGCGGGCAGCAGCGCGACCCCUUCACUGCCUUCGCCAACCGCGUGAGGGAGAUCAGCUACGGCCGCAGCUACCAGUUCAAGCCAAUAACAGAGUCGGAUCUGAAGCGCGUGGACUACAGCAGGGCGUGUGAGUACUUUGAGCGGGCGUUCAAGGACCCCUCACCCUUCACUGCCGUUAUCGUCGGCAGCACUCGCCUGGAGCAGGCGCUGCCGCUCAUCAAGCAGUACCUGGGCGGCAUCCCAGUGCCUCCCCCAUCAGCCGCCAUGCCGCUCUACGAGCGCGACUCGCUCACGGCGCUGCCCUUCAAGUUCCCCGACUCCCUCAUCCGGGAGGAGGUGAGGAGGGUGAUGGUGGAGGCGCAGGGCUACACGCAGAUCACCUUCCCCCUCACCAUCCCUGCCAGCCCCAAAGUCGUGGAGGAGACGAUGUGGGUGGGCUUCCUCACGAAGCUGCUGGAGACGCGCAUCAUGCAGCUGCUGCGCUUCAAGCAUGGCCAGUCGCUCUCUUUUGAGGCAUUGACUGCCUGCCUCCCUUCCUUCGCCUGCUCCACCCCAUUUCCUGCCCCUCUCACCCGCUCCACCACGCCUUCCACGCCUCUCUCCAUUCCCACUCUCACCCUUUCCCCUCCCAAAUCCCUGCCAUUUCCUUCUACCCGCCUCCGCCCUGUCCGUUCACCUGCCUCCCCUGCCACCUGUUCCCUAUGCCACCAACCCCCUUCACCCCCCCCUCACCUUCCUCGGCAGAUCUACACGGUGGCGGCGUCGUCCUUCCUGGGGGGGGCGCGGCCAUCACGAGGCGGCGGGGUGAGGGGGGACCUGGCAGUCGCCUUCUCCUGCGACCCCACCACCGCUUGUCGCUUUUGCUCUGACUUUCGUUUGGGUUUUAGGAGAUUCUGUUUCUCUACGCGUCUCUGUGUCGAUAUUCUCUCACUCUACUGCAUUCUCCGUUCCACGCCUCUCUGCCGCCACCGCCCUUCAUGUUUCCUCGCUGCUUCCACUCUGCUUCGUCCCUUCUUCUUCGCUGCAUCCACUCACCUUGCCACGCCAGUGAGUCAUCAAGGCUCUCUGCAUCCGUUCAUCUUGCACCCACCCCGGCAGGUGGACCUGAGUGUGGCGGAGAUAGAGCGAGUGCAGAGGGAGGGGCCGGAGGAGUCAGACGUGAAGACGGCACGGGAGUUGGAGCAGCGCGCGCACGAGAUGGGGCUGCAGGAGAACUCCUUCUGGCUCGACCGCGUCGUCAGGGCAUAUCAGACCCGCCUGUAUGACGGCAACGUGGAUGAAUCGUUUCAGGCACUGGAAGACAUUCGCCUGCGUCUCAUCAGCCAGCUCAGCGCUGACUCAGUCCGUGCCAUGCUGACUCAGCUACUCCCAGUGCCGUGCUCCAAGCAGUACACAGCUGUCAGCCUCGUGCCCACGCAGCCCCUGUGGCGCCGCCUGCUGUCGCUGCCGCCCAAGCAGAACCCGGGCCUCACUUCAGAAUCCAAAGCGCUGCUUGUGGUGUUGGCUGCUGCUGCGAUUGGAGUGGCACUGUGGCGGUGCCGACUAAGGCACUAG
Closterium sp. Naga37s-1 is the source of this 4074-nucleotide messenger RNA. Lineage: Eukaryota; Viridiplantae; Streptophyta; Zygnematophyceae; Desmidiales; Closteriaceae. The record is from the annotation of a GenBank genome assembly.